AUGAAGAUUACGUUGUUGUGUGCUUUGGUGUACGCGGCGACAGCGGUGCCGACCUCCGGGACGAAAUUUUACCCGCGCUACAUUCAAUUCCCAGGGGGUGAUGGCGAGAUGCACCGAGUUGAUUUAGAAGCAGAACCUGAUGUGGAAUUUUUGAAUGAAAUGCAGAGAAAUCCGGCAAAUAAUCAAUAUCUAUUGUUCACGAGACGCAACCGACGUAAUUCUCAAACGCUAAGGAUAAAUGAUGCUAAUUCUAUAAGGAACUCCAACUUCAAUGCGCAACAUCCGACCGUUGUGUCUGUACACGGCUGGCUCAGUAACGAAAAUACCAGAAACAACCCGACUAUUCGUGAUGCUUUUCUGAAUCAAGGCGAAUACAAUGUAAUAAUCAUGGAUUGGAGAAGACUAGCCAUGAGGGAUUAUGUCACCGCGGCUAAUGGUGUACCAGCUAUCGGUCGUGCUUUGGGCCAGUUCCUGAACUUCCUCCACCAGACGACUGGUGCACCAUUCAAUACCAUGCACCUCGUUGGUUUUAGUCUUGGUGCGCACGUUGUGGGGAAUGCUGGAAGGGAACUUAGGGGUCAAGUAGCUCGGAUUACAGGUCUCGAUCCAGCGGGUCCUUUGUGGAACGUCAACAGGAAUCGACUUAGUUCUUCUGACGGCAUUUAUGUAGAAGCGAUCCAUACUGACGGCGGAUACACUAUAGAUGGCCUGGGCAUUGGAAGUCCGAUAGCCGAUGUUGACUUCUUCCCCAACGGCGGCAGGAGCCAGCCAGGAUGUCUCACCAAUUUAUGCAACCAUAACCGAGCUUGGGAACUGUUUGCUGCGACCGUCGCUAGAAACCAUUUGGAGGGUAGACAAUGCUCGUCGAUGUCUCAAGUUAAUUUGAAUACGUGCCGCGGAGGCAGGCUGAAUAUGGGCAACGCUAUUUUGAACAAACGAGGAUCUGGCAUCUACCGUCUCACCACAGGAUCUAGGCAUCCGUUUUAA
This is a messenger RNA of Leptosia nina, 987 nucleotides long. NCBI's taxonomy places the organism in Eukaryota, Metazoa, Arthropoda, Insecta, Lepidoptera, Pieridae. The record is from the annotation of a GenBank genome assembly.